Brienomyrus brachyistius is the source of this 3212-nucleotide messenger RNA. RefSeq names its product zinc finger and BTB domain containing 41 (gene zbtb41). Gene Ontology annotation, molecular function: protein binding. The record is from RefSeq and is a predicted model, not a curated record. The transcript is spliced from 11 exons. NCBI's taxonomy places the organism in Eukaryota, Metazoa, Chordata, Actinopteri, Osteoglossiformes, Mormyridae. The coding region runs from base 144 to 2891 and encodes 915 amino acids.
CCAUUUUUCAUGCCGUAACAGUGGCAAAAUCAUGGAUUUGGACAGAAAGCUGACGUUAAGCGAGACAGCCAAUGGUACGGCAGCUUAUUCCGAGGUCUGCUAUACGCUGGAAAUAGAAAGGGUAGUGAGAUAUAUCGUCAAGUAUGAAGAGAAAAGCUAAUCUUUCCAAGCUACUGGGUGGCAGGCAGUGCAAAGAAAGGGCAUCACUAGUGGAAUCUACAGCCCCUUGCAGUGCAAUAAUUCCUUUCGCUCCAUUGGCUGCUAACCUGAAGGAUUCUCAGCAGCCUUCUGUAGGGACUUCACAGCAAAGAAUGCACCUCGUUUCAACUCAGAAUAAUGGUGACUUCCUUCGAUUUCUGAAUGAGGACAGAAAGAAGGCAUCACUGUUUUGCGACUUGGUCGUUAUCGUGAACGGGAAGAGGUAUAGUGCCCACAAAGUGGUGGUGGCCUUUGGGAGCAGCUACUUCCACAGCAGACUGAGCAGAAGCCCUGAUCUGAACGUAGUAACUGUGAACAACAUGGAAGAGUCAGCCUUUUGUCACUUGCUUCAGUUCUUGUACACGUCAGAAUUUGUGAUCUUUGAGAAAGAGAUUCCGAUGUUGGUGGAGGCCGCCAGGUUACUGGACAUGACGGAUGCUGUGAGGCUGCUAACGAGCGAGGAGGUUCCGGAAGCUUCAGCCCAGGUACAGGAAGUGACUACAGACGUACCACAGGAGGAGGCCCAGCCAGAUCCUUCUGAGAGCAGCUCAAAAGUAUUGAGCGGGGGCAAGUGCACCCACUGCAGCCGAAUAUUUUGCUACAGGAAGUCCUUGGAGAACCAUUUGGCCAGGAGUCACAGUAUGGCCGAAGGUUUGGAGGAAAAAGAGUGGAACUCUCACAAAGCUGGCCCACAAGUGACCAGGCGAUCUGCGCGUAGGAGGAAAUGCCCGGCUAAAUUCGAGGAGGGUGAUAAGGACAGUGAGGGUAUGUCUGACAAGGCUAGCCCGAGCAAGUCCAACAGUGAGGAGGUGUCAACCCUGACAGAAGAGGAGAAUGAUGAGCAAAAGGAGGAGGAUGAACAGGAUGAGGAGGAGGGCAGGGAACCUGACGGAAGGAGUGAGUUCACUGGAGAGGACAGACCGUACAAUGAAAACUUGGAUGAACCAGAAAAGAAUCAACAGAAUGAGCGUGAAGGAGAGGAAGAUAGCCUUGGGGCCGACGUCCCGGAGCAGUUGUAUCCAGAUGGACUGAUGCCGCUCAUAAUUACGAGCUCCAACAAGAAAACACUAAAAUGUCCUAAAUGUGAAAAAACUUUUGACCGGGCAGGAAAAUACGAGAGUCACACGCGAGUUCACACGGGGGAGAAACCCUUUCAGUGCGACGUCUGUCACCAGUGUUACUCGACAAAGUCCAACCUCACUGUUCACAAGAAGAAGCACAAUAUCGGAGUGCCGUUUCAGAAGAAGGAGCACCGGUGCCCGUUUUGCAAUAAGUUACACGCCAGCAGGAAGACACUAGCAAAGCAUGUCAGGAGAUUCCACCCUGACCACAUUCAAGAGUUCCUUUCGAUGAAGAAGAGAAAGAGUGAAACUUGGAAAUGUGACAUCUGCCAUAGGUCCUUCACCCGUCGGCCACACCUGGAAGAGCACAUGAUCCUCCACUCGCAGGACAGGCCCUUUAAAUGCGCAUUUUGUGACGACUAUUUCAAGUCGAGGUUCUCGCGACUGAAGCACCAAGAGAAAUACCAUUUAGGACCAUUUCCUUGUGAAAUUUGCGGCAGACAGUUCAAUGACACGGGAAACCGGAAGCGUCACAUCGAAUGCACACAUGGCGGGAAAAGAAAAUGGACCUGCUCCACUUGCGGAAAAUCUGUACGAGAAAGAACUACUUUAAAUGAGCAUAUGAGGAUUCAUAGUGGAGAGAAACCUCAUCUUUGCAGUAUUUGUGGCCAGAGUUUCCGGCAUGGAAGCUCGUACAGGCUACAUCUUAGGGUCCAUCAUGAUGACAAGCGGUACGAGUGUGACGAAUGCGGCAAAACCUUCAUUCGGCAUGAUCACCUAACAAAACACAAAAAAAUACACUCAGGAGAGAAGGCGCAUCAAUGUGAAGAAUGCGGCAAGUGCUUCAGGCGUCACGACCACCUGACAGUGCAUUAUAGGAGCGUUCAUCUAGGGGAGAAGGUGUGGCAGAAGUACAAGGCAGCACUGCAUCAGUGUGAAGUCUGCAAGAAGGAAUUCAAAGGAAAGUCCAGCCUGGAGAUGCAUUUCCGGACCCAUUCAGGGGAGAAGCCGUACAGGUGUCAGAUCUGCAAUCAGACGUUCAGGAUAAAGAAGACAUUAACGAAGCACAUGGUGAUACACUCGGACGCCCGGCCCUUUAACUGUGCGCACUGCAGUGCCACCUUCAAGAGGAAAGACAAGCUGAAGUAUCACACAGACCACGUCCACGGGAGUAAGGCGGCGGAGUCGGCCACGACUGAGCCGGGCGAGGACAAGGCCGGUGCCCUCGCCGCGUCGUACCAGGAUAAGAUGUAUCCGGCCGAACGCGGCAAGGCGUACCCGUCUGAGCGGAAGGCCAUCCUCCAGGGGGCGGGCCCCGACACCUGCGUGCCAGUUACGCUCGUUCCAGUUCCCAUGCCAGAGGUCUCCAGCCAAUCAGGUCUCGGUGGCCACGCCCCCCAUGGUAUCCUCCAGACUCAGUCUGAGGGGCAACCAACAGCUGAAUACCAGCCAGCUGCCGAUCUCGUUUUCUUAGAGAAAUACACUCUCACCCCUCAGCCGGCCACAAUCGUCCACCCGGUGCGAAGCGACCAGAUCCUCGAUCCCAGAGAACCUUCUUAUCUGGGUACUUUACUUGGACUGGAUGCAGCUGCCCAGGUGCAGAACAUCUCAAGUGCAGAUCACGGCCAUUGAAAGCUGUACAGAUGUUUCUUUUUGCUAUGAAAAUGUGCUGACAACUGUACACAGGUUUUUAUGUGUUUUUUUCAGCAUAGUCUUUAUGGAAAGUGAAAGGUUGAUUCUGGUCAUUUUAAUCUGGCCUCAUUCUGUAUCUGUCUCCAACAUUCCUUGAAGAUUCCUGCACAUUCCUGCAGUUUUAUUCUUGAAGGGGAACGAAAUACUUCCAGAAGAAUGGAUUCAUUACCAGUUUUCUGAGUUUAUCGUGCAUCAUUAAUUGUACUUAAAAGUAAAAUGUGGGUUUUUCCAUGACUCAAAAAUAAACAUUGAUUGAAAUGA